Messenger RNA from Gryllus bimaculatus (two-spotted cricket), 954 nucleotides. The record is from the annotation of a GenBank genome assembly. Lineage: Eukaryota; Metazoa; Arthropoda; Insecta; Orthoptera; Gryllidae.
UCCAAGAUUUAAAUGUUUGAGAUUAACGAGAGUUGAGAAUAUGUUCGUUGGCAAUGAGAAGAUGUUGUUUCUAGCCAAUGUCAAAUAUUCCAAAUGCUGCAAAGCAUUAAAUAACCCAUUUGGAAGUGUAUCCAGAUGCAUAUUUUCCAAUUCCAACCUCCGUAGAUUUCUGAGCGUUGAAAAUAUAGAUGAUGAGACAUUUUGAAUCUGGUUACCGCUCAAACUAAGAGUUUUCAAUCUCGAAAACGUUGAAAACACGUCUGCAGGUAACGAUGUCAACUCGUUGCGAGAUAAAUCUAAAGUCUCGAGCCUAGCGCAUUUUCUGAGAGGUCCUUCGAGAUUUACAAUUUCAUUGUUGCUGAUAUCCAGAUGUCGCAGCGCACAUGGAUCAGGAAGGAAGCGGAGUUUUAUUGGUGGUGAAGAAAGACACCGGUCCAGGGACUACUGCCAAAAGUGAGGAUGGUGGAUCAUCAUCAAACCACACCGGGGAUGGACCUGGGAAAGAAGACAGAAGAGACUCGGAGGGCGCAAGCGAGGGAACCACCCCCGCUGGGCCUUCCUCGACGCCACCGCCGCUCGCUCCGGCAGGUAAGGCGACUGAAGAGACGACAACUGAGAAGACAGCAAGCAGAGAUUCUUCUGAAGAUCGAAGCUCAUCAGAGACCAAACAUGUCAAAGCAUCUACAGAAUAUCCUUCAUCUACAGAACAUAGCGCUUCAAUAGAGCCGCGUAGAGGUUUAGUGGGUGUAGAUGACACCACCGACUACACCGGUACCUCUACAGAGUUCUCUAUGGCCGUAUUAACGGGAAGUACUGGUUUGCCAGAAAUGCCUAGAUCUAGAAGAGAAUGAAACUCUUUCGAAAUAUUACGAGUACGUCCACGAAAAAUCCUUUCAGGACGAUCACUGACUUUUCUGCGGAAAGUUCUGAUUCAGAGACGCACAUUAUUGACUC